UUGAUAAUGUACCAAAGUCGGUCAGCUGUCACUCGGGAAUUGGCUGACGACUCUGUGUCGUCGUGGCAUCCUUACUCAUUGGUUGUAAAGUAAAGAGAUGAAGAUUUAUCUGGUUUUCGUGGCCCUACUCAGCGUGGCAGUGGCUGAGGUGGCAAAGUUCACAAAAUGUGAUGAAUAUUCCGACGAUAUCUGUGAGGUGACGGAAGUUCGGGUGACUCCGUGCAAAAAUGGCAAGCCCCCCUGCAAGCUGACGAAAGGAAAAGAAUCAAGCAUCCAAUUUGAUUUUACUCCAAAAUUCGCCGCAGACAAGUUAAUGACAGGGCUGUGGUGGGCGUCAGACACCGGCGACGUCCCUUUCGACGCCUUCUCCAACGUCGACGCCUGCCUCUAUACCAGCUGCCCGAUACAGGCCGGCCAGAAGCAAGAACUCUCGUACAAGUUGCUACUUAGCAAGCUCCUGCCUAAUGGUAUAUACACGUUCAAGUGGAAGCUGUGGAACACCGAUGAUGCGACCAAGGGGUGCUGCUUCAAGACCGAGGUCCAGCUGCGAAAGUAGACGUUGUCUGACGCGUUGUGUCAAGUAAUAAACGAUACUUUCCAAA
Maniola jurtina (meadow brown) is the source of this 602-nucleotide messenger RNA. RefSeq names its product MD-2-related lipid-recognition protein-like. Gene Ontology annotation, molecular function: sterol binding. Gene Ontology annotation, biological process: sterol transport. The transcript is spliced from 4 exons. Lineage: Eukaryota; Metazoa; Arthropoda; Insecta; Lepidoptera; Nymphalidae. The record is from RefSeq and is a predicted model, not a curated record. Bases 98 to 556 code for a protein of 152 amino acids.